GACCGGUCAGACCUUCGGACCUCCGUCGGCAUGGCCGCAGCCGUGAUGACAUUGGACAUCCCGGAAAUACAGGUGAUAGUUGAAUAUGCUGCUGACCCAAACGCCUUUUAUUGGCACCACAGGGUAUUGCUGCACAAGCUGGCCAAUGGCAUCUGGCUAGCACUCACGCCGGAUAUGGACGUGGUCCGCCAUGACCUAAACAACCAGAAUCACAUCGUUCUAGAGAGAAAUUCUUAUUUCCCUCGGGCUCAGGCACCAUAUGUCUACGCGAUGGACCCUGUCUCCCGAGCUGUGCUUGAAUCAAAGAAGAGAACGGCGCGGAACCAAGCCAUUGUCUUGGGAGAUGAGGACAUGAUUGACAUCGCUCAGACUGUGUGGCUGGUAGCACAGCCAGGCCACCCGAGUUUUGGUGAGACAAUUCCGCGAGAUGUGGUGGAGGACAAUCAGAUUUCCAUAGUGUUUGAGUCAAAGGGGGUGACCCUGAGGGAUGGUGAAGAGGUCUUCAUACAGAUGAUGCAGGCUUCAGAAGUUGAAGAAUUCAAGAAGGGGCAACAGAGUGAAGAGCAAGAUUCUCGCAUCCUAGGAGUGCACACGGACAAGUCAGGCAAAAGACGCUUGGAGUUGGAUGACGGACUCUUGCUGAUGAGAGAAGACAAGAUGGACGACUUCCCCCUGGGAGGUGACAUUCGAGCAGUCAAAGAGUUCCUUGAGGCAGUGUUAGAAGGGCCGGGAAACCUACCUCGCUACCACGUAGACUGGCAGCGGUUGAGUGGGAUCUCAGACACAUCAAGCAUCAGCUUCGCGCACAAGCAUCUCUGUGAAAUGUUGCGAUUAAUGAUUUCCUAUGACCAGGUGAACCCAUGCAACUUGGCGAGCGCAGAGUAUCUAGUGAGGUGGUUGAUUCAGCUUGAGACUGCAGUUGAGAGGAAUCCUCGAGCUCCGUCCUUCCAUGGAUUGGAGCUGAUCAUGGGCGGCCCCACCACAGCCGAAGGAAAAGCAGUGACCAGAAAGUUCACCGAGCACUUGACAGCACUCCUCAAGACCCGUGCAUCCAUUUGGAAACAAGAGAGGCAAGGGUGGCCCGGGUCAUCGCACAGAGGGGACGCUCUGAUGGCCUGGGAAGGACAGUCCCCACUCAUAAGUGCAUGUGCUGAGACAGUGAGUCGAGACCGCCGACAUGGUGAUCCAUUUCCACUGCCUCUCCAAGCUAUGAAUUCAGUAGACCCCGAACCGGGGAUUCAACUACGCCUGCAGCUGAUGAACGAGGCUGUGAAGUCAGUCAACGGAUUGGCCGGCUCAAUGAUGAAUUCGCGCAAGUAUCCGAAGCGCUCACAUGGCUCUUGGUCACCCACCUUUGUGCAGCAAGUGGUCUUGAAGGACAUGGAGGAGAGAGUUUCAAAGUUCGCUUGCUGUCCACUCGAAAUGAGGGAGGAGGAUGCCUUGAAGGAACUGACCAAGAGCGCAAACCUGUAUUCGCAGGAGGCCAGCCACCUAGCCUCCUUUGAUGUGGGUCGCAUUAAGAUCUUCAAGAGGAGGCUGCGACCAAUGGACGCAUCGGCCCUUUGUCCGCCAAAUGUCAGGGAGAUGUUGAAGCACCAGGCUCAGUUCAUCGAGAAGACAGACGAAGAAAUUCAGCUUGGUGAGGUAACCGGGCCAGUGGAACCCUACUGGGAUCCGGUGUUGAAGAAAGACAGAGAGAAGAGGAAAGAGCUGUAUAUCGCCCUGUGGAACUCUGGAUUGCUUUGCUUUAGACGGCGUCGCAAGUCAACCAUUGGUUUUUUUACAGUUCACAAGAAAGACGGCACGCAGAGAUUGAUCCUUGACUGUAGAAUAGCAAAUACAUGUCACAAGAGACCGCCAACAACCAGACUGGCAACACCCGCUUCCUUCCGUGGAAUUGACAUGACCGAAGACACCUUCAGCAGUCGUGGCUUUGGGGGGAUCAUGGGCGAUGCAGCUGGAAAUGAGGGGGACGUCGGCGAUUGUUUCUACAAUUUUGCUAUUCCUGGUCUAGCUUCUUAUGUUGCCACCAGAGAUGCCUUUACCACUUGGGAGUUGGAGCGCAUUCCAAUGGGCUGGACAUGGGCUCUCCACAUUAGCAACGAGAUUGUCUCCUACCAGGUCAGCUUAGCAUUGCGGGGAUGCGUGUCUGGUGAGAUCAGAGACAAACAACCUGCGCCUGAACUUGAAAAAGGAGGCACGCUUGUGGGAACCUAUGUGGAUAAUGUCCAAGUCCUUGGGGGAAGCAAAGAAGAUGUGGACUCGCACAUGGAGCGCAUAGUAGCCUGGUUUGAGAAACUUGGCAUCCCCUUUACAACGGCAGGAGAAGAAGCUUUGGCUGAAGAUUGGAAGAAGAGAAAGAAACAAGAAAGUGGCAGUGUGGACAAAGAGGCCCGCGCAGACAAGACUCCAGAGAAGAUGGAGCUUGAGAUCAGUCCUUUGCAUGUAGAAGACAUGAGCAAUGACUCUGAGAACUUCGAGAACAAAACGGGAUGGAGCUUGCCAAAAGCACUUGUGGCUUAUCUACCUUUGGAAGAGGUGUCUGUUGAGCUCACAAUGUUCUGCGUAGCAGCUUUUAGAGCAUUGUCACGACUGGGAAGGUAUUGGAGUUUAGAGAACCCUGCGUCCUCAAGACUGUUCCAAUUCAGACCGGUUGUAGACUUGUUUGGGCUACCAGCAGUUCACCUUGUGACCUGGGACAUGUGUGCAUGGGGAGAACCUCACAAGAAGCCAACGUCGCUGUUGACAAACAUGACAAGUCUCAGCUCCUUGGCCCAAAGAUGUAGGCGAGAUCAUCCUCACCGUUUGCUGUCAGGACAAGAACCAUAUAGAACGGCCGAUGGCAAGCUGAAGUGGAGAAGCAAGACAUCGGCAGCGGGCGAAUACCCUCUAGGCCUGUGCCGCGCAUGGGCACUGGCCGCUAGGGAGAAUGCCCCUAGCGCUGCGUGGCAAGCGGACGCAAGAGAGUUCGCAACAGCUGUACACCAACGCUUGCAAACGAUUGCUGGCUCCUGGCGUCGACCGCUCGGGGGAGACGAGACUAAGAAUCGCCCGGACAUCCAGCCAUCUUCGCAGCCACUCUGCAGAGCGAAAGCCUACAAGCAGCCCAUCAUCUUCGGCCAACACACCAAGGCCGAGGCAGCAUGGCUCCGCUCUCAAGGCGCGCAGCCAGCACUCACACGAUUGCCGGUGCCUGAAGAAGUGGUUUUUGCCUUGGGUACACAACUCUUACGUCAAGGUCAUGUGCAUACAGCUAUAGCCAUGGGUUUGCAAUAUCAUACUUAUAUGAGACCAUCCGAGGUGAUAACACUGCAACACCACCAACUCUGUCCUCCAGUCAAAAAGACACUCAACGCGUACAAUCACUGGGGCGUUGUGCUGGCACCGGAGGAGCUCGGCACAACAACCAAAACAGGUGAGACGAAUGAGAGUUUGUUGAUCAACAGUGGAUACCACCCGUGGUUGCCUUCAGUUCUUUCGGCAGUGCACAUUCGCAACUCACGAAAAAGUGUUUUUCCUUCUUUGACCCUUGCUGUGUAUGAAAAGCAUUUCAAACAAGCUGUGGACGCUUUGGACCUGCCUUUGGACUUGACGCCUCACAUCAUCAGACACAGUGGACCUAGCAAUGACUUUUACCACCAGCGCAAAUCCAUUAAACAAAUCCAACGACAUGGACGUUGGGCGGCUGAGAAAAGCGUCAAGCGCUACAUGAAAAGCGCACUCAUCAUGCAAGCUUGGGCAAAGUUGAAUGACACACAGCAACAUAUGGUAGUACAGGCAGCUCGCGAAUUUCCUCAGUUGAUUCAACGAGCAGCUCGCGGUUGA
Messenger RNA from Durusdinium trenchii, 3825 nucleotides. The record is from the annotation of a GenBank genome assembly. Lineage: Eukaryota; Dinophyceae; Suessiales; Symbiodiniaceae.